AAGAGAAAGGUUGUUACAUUUAUCGCACGUUGCAUUUUUAGUUAAGUCGUCUAACGGUGUAGCAGGUGGUUUACUGCUUGUAAACAUUAACUCAGUGCUACGUCGACCAUGGAUGACCAUAUAGCUGCCAUGUGUGAACAGCUUAUUAAGGCUGUGAACGUAACCAUGGAUGCGGAAUCGAGUCAAAUAUACCGUCUGGAGGCCCUUAAGUUUUUCGAGGAGUUUAAAGACAAAAGUCAACUGUGUGUCCCAUGCGCCUUACGUCUAGCCGAUAAAGCCCAGCCUGCUGUAAUCAGGCAUUUUGGGUUGCAAGUUUUUGAACAUGUCAUCAAGUUCCGAUGGAACGAUAUGCAACAACCAGAGAAAAUCCAGGUCAAAGACUGCACCAUGCAACUGUUGUCAAACGGUACACAUUCGAUCCUGGAGGAGGAAACCUACAUCAAGGAUGUUCUCUCUCGUGUGGUGGUGGAAAUGAUCAAGAGGGAAUGGCCGCAAAAUUGGCCGAAUAUGCUUAAGGAGAUGGAAACUCUUUCGAGCGAAGGGGAGGCCCAGACGGAGUUGGUGAUGCUGAUCUUGCUGAGGCUGGCGGAGGAUGUGAUCACCUUCCAGACGCUGCCUAACCAGCGCCGCCGAGACAUCCAGCAGACGCUCUCGCGAAACAUGGACAGCAUCUUCAGCUUCCUCAUGAGCAUUCUACACCAAAACAUCGAAGAGUACCAAAAAAUGAAAGGGUCGCCACAACAUGAAAUAAAGGCCAGGGCUCACUGCAAAGUGGCCGUGGCGACCCUGAACACGCUGGCCGGCUACAUCGACUGGGUGUCUCUGGUAUACAUCACAUCGGGCAAUUGUCGUCUGCUGGAGAGCUUGUGUCUGCUGCUGAGCGAGCCGGACCUUCAGCUGGAGGCGGCCGAGUGCCUCCUGAUCGCCAUCAGCCGCAAGGGCAAGCUGGAGGAAAGGAAACCGUUUAUGCUGCUCUUUGAUGACGUCGCCAUCAAUUAUAUGCUUUCUGCAGCCCAGUCAGCAGAUUGCUCAGCCUCCUCUAAAACGCAACCAAUUGAGAUGAUGGAGCGGCACUACGUGUUCCUCAAGAGACUGUGUCAGGUGCUGUGUGCACUGGGAACCCAGCUCAUCUCACUGGUGGGUUCUGAUGUCAAAGUGAACGUUCCUGUAAACCUCAGCAAGUACUUGGAAGCCUUGUUGUCUUUCACGAUACAUUCCAGCUUGUUUCUGAGGUCGUCCACCAUGGCUACGUGGACGUCCAUGUUCAAACACGAGACGCUCUCCCAGCAGCCCGUUGUUGUGGAAGUGGCCCUCAAGUUCCUCAGGACGGCCAUUAGCAACCUCCUCAAGAUGGGUUUCCCUACCAGGAACGAUCACCCGAGUUGUCAGUAUUCCCGUGUGGACUUUGACAGUGACGAAGAUUUCAGAUAUUUCUUUAGCUUGUUCCGCGCUCAACUGGGAGAGAACGUGAGGUGCGCAAGUCGCCUCGUUCCCUUGGAGGCUUUUCAGAUGGCCGCAACGUCGCUGCAAUACCAGCUGGGCAAUGCCGCUCCUCUGGUCGACGGGCGCUGCUCGCUUUUCUCCACGCCACUGCUGGAGUGGGACGCCGUGACCGUGUUCGUUGAAUGCGUGUUGUCUCAGAUGUUUAAUAGCCUCGCGGACGAGAAGUUGCCCGUGGACGGCGGCGGCGAGCUGCUGCAGGCCGUGCUGAGCUACAACACCCAAGAUCCUCUCAUCAUGUCCUGCGUGAUCAGCAACAUGUCGGCGCUCUUCCCCUUCGUCAAGCACAGACUCCAGUUCUUGCCUCGGGUCCUUUGCAAGCUGUUUGAAAUUCUUACAUUUGAGGCUGUUCAAGAAAAUCAGGAAGUCAAGGCACCACGCACCCGAGGUGUAAAUAACGUGAGGAGGCACUCGUCCUGUGCCAUCAUCAAAAUUUGCAGAGAUUUCCCACAGUUGAUUUUGUCUUAUUUCGACAUGUUUUACAACCACGUGAAGACGCUGUUCUCCAGCGACGCCACGCUUACCGUUUUGCAGAAAUACGCCCUGGUGGAGUCUCUGGUGCUGAUCAGUAAUGAGUUCAAGGAUUAUGAGAAGCAGAAGGCUUUCUUAGAUGAGCUGCUGGCCUCCAUGAUGGCUGACUGGACCUCAAGCGCUACCAAGCUAGUGCUUUCCACUCCCGCCCUGUUCUUAUCCUUCGUCGGAGCCGACCAGGUUGCCAGCGAGCAGCACCAAGAAGAGGACCCUGUCGGUACCAACAGGGGGAGGCUGGGCUACUGUUUGAGUUGCAUGUUGGCCGUGGUGAAGCGGUCGCGCUGUCCCGCCGACCCGGAAGCCGCCAAGGCCGCAGGCUUCCUCGUGGGCCACUCGCCGUCGGGCUCUCCCAUCUACAGAAACCCCUGCGCCCCCCAGUUUUUUGCUUUCCUGCCUAACCUUCUGGCUCUCAUCAAAACUUUAAACAGUUUGUUUGCGCCGGAGAACAGAGCUCACCUGAGCGAGAACUUCACCGGAGUGUUCGACCUGACGGAAGGAGAGAAGAAUGUGGUUCUCGGUCUGUCUCAAAGCGUUCUGGAUUUGUACGACACGCCGGCAUUCAAAACCAACCUGGAGCGCAUGCAGUUCUUUCUCACCCAGCUGUACGACAACUGUUUCCAAAUCCUGGGAAACGCCGGCGUCUCACUGCAGCAGGAGUUCUUCGACAUCGACAGGCUGGCCGAAGAAAUCUCCGCUUCGGUUUUCUUCUCCCUCGACCACGUGCCGGACUACAGACUUCGACCCAUCAUUCGCUUUUUUCUAAAGCAUAUGGUGGUGUCGUGUCCAGCCAAAUACAACGACAGUCUCCUCUGCCCCCUGCUCGGCCCGCUCUUCAACUACGUUCUGCAGCGAUUAAACGUGAAGUGGCAAGUCAUUCUCCAGAGGGCUUCUGUCAAUGGUGAGGAGGAAGAGGAGGUGGUAGUGAGUCAGGAGAGUCAAGUGACAGAGGAGAUGUUGGAGGAGCAGCUGGUGCGUCUUCUCACCAGGGACAUACUGGAUUUCAUCACUGCAUGCUGCAUUUCAAGGAAAUGUCCCGAAACUGCUGUCAAACAGGAGGAAAUAGAAGAGGAGGACAUGAUGAUGGAUGCUCCGCAGGCAUCAUCUACUGCCGCGGUCACGAAUGAGCUCACUGAGCUGGGGAAAAGCCUCAUGAAGGAUGAGAACAUCUACAUGACCCUGUUGUCCUUUUCCUUCACCUCGCUGUCAUGGAAGGACGCCACGUACUGCCACCGCACGGCUUCCAUCAUCUGCUGGACCCUUCUGCGGCCGGUGGUUGGAUGUAACCUUCUUCCUGAGGCGGUCUCUUGGUUCUUCGUCAGUGUCCUCAAAGGCCUCCAGACACACGGGCAGCACGAGGUGUGCAGCGUCAGCCUCUCUCUGCUGGCCAUGCAACUCUACGAAAACCUGCGCGGUCGUUACACAGAUCUGAGGACGGUGAUGACCCAGAUCCCCAAUAUCAAUAUUGAGUCCCUGGACAUGUACGAUCGCGGGCUGCUGGAGCCCACUGCGCAGAAGCUCAGCGAGAAGAAGAGGAAAGAAAAGUUCAAGAGACUCAUCGCUGGGACCGUUGGGAAAGCUCUGUGCCAGCAGUUCAGGAAAGAAGUCCACAUCCGGAAUCUUCCAUCUCUCUAUAAGAAGGCGAAGCCAGACAGGGAUUUGCUGUGCAGUGACGAGGCGACCGGGCUCACGGCGCUCUUCAGCCACAGAGAAUAACUUUUUGGAGGAGGAGGAGGCGACAGCUUCUCUAAUGAACUCAGAGCUCGAGGUGUGCUGCUCUCAAUAUAUCGUUAACCUAAACGUUUAAUUCCCCGCGAAAAA
Messenger RNA from Syngnathus acus (greater pipefish), 3849 nucleotides. Its product is annotated as exportin-5. Gene Ontology annotation, molecular function: nuclear export signal receptor activity; RNA binding; small GTPase binding. Lineage: Eukaryota; Metazoa; Chordata; Actinopteri; Syngnathiformes; Syngnathidae. Gene Ontology annotation, cellular component: cytoplasm; nucleus; RNA nuclear export complex. The coding region runs from base 109 to 3744 and encodes 1211 amino acids. The record is from RefSeq and is a predicted model, not a curated record. The transcript has 33 exons. Gene Ontology annotation, biological process: protein export from nucleus; RNA export from nucleus.